UUGCUCACCAGCUGAGGGAUCUGGGGCAGGGUUACACACAACACUUCCACAGAUCGCUGGGGCUCCAGCUCUCGUUAACUAUCAAAGCCCGCAGCUUUUCCAAAGCUCCGUGGUUCUUUAAGCCCCGGCUGCCCACACACACAUACGGACUGAAGACUUACAGCGCCAUUGAGGAUCAGUAAGCAAGAGGAACUCGCUUGGACAAAAGAUGUACGCGCUGCUGUUCGCAGUGACCUCCGUCAUCACGGGCUGCGUGGUUCUCUACGCCGUCGUCCCGUGGCUGAGCCGGCACCGGGGCACGCUGGCGCUGCUGUGGCACGACCGCGUCUGCGCCCACGCGCGCGACUGGCUGACGGGCACCAGGCAGCCGCAGCGAAUGCUGAAGUACGUGCUGGAGAACGCCGUGGCCGGAGACCCGCAGAGCACCGUGGACACCAUCGACAGGUUCUGCAAGACCGCUGAGUGGGCCAUGAACGUGGGCGAUGAGAAAGGUGUGAUUCUGGAUCGGGUUGUGUUGGAGACAAGGCCAAGGACAGCGUUGGAACUGGGCACCUACUGUGGCUACUCCACUGUCCGUAUCGCCAGGCUCCUGGAGCCCGGAGCUCGCCUCUACACCGUGGAGUUCAACGCUGACACGGCCAAGGCUGCGGAGCAGAUAAUCUCCCACGCUGGUGUGGGAGACCGAGUCCAGCUUCUGGUGGGCUCAUCCUGGGAGCUGAUUCCCGAACUCCGAGAGAGGUUUGGGGUGGAGAAGCUGGAUUUUGUCUUUCUAGACCACUGGAAGGAGAGUUAUACCCGGGAUACCAAGCUCCUGGAGGACUGCGAGCUGCUCCGCCAAGGAACAGUCCUCCUUGCCGACAACGUCAUUUGCCCCGGGGCCCCGGAUUACCUGGAGUAUGUACGUCACCACUCCCAGUAUCGGAGCGAAUACUACCCGUCCCACCUGGAGUACACACAGGCUGAAGAUGGACUGGAGAAGUCGGUCUAUUUGGGUUAACCGAGUCCCUUCUCCGGCAGAGGUACAGUUAUCCGGUGGGCAGCGCGACUCUCGUCAGCAGCGGCCUCUGCAGCCCGUCCGCAUUUUAUUAUUUUCUGUCUAUGUUUCUAUG
Molecule: messenger RNA, 1109 nt
Organism: Leucoraja erinaceus (little skate)
Lineage: Eukaryota; Metazoa; Chordata; Chondrichthyes; Rajiformes; Rajidae
Product: catechol O-methyltransferase A-like
Exons: 5
Coding region: 209-997 (262 amino acids)
Biological process (GO): developmental process; dopamine metabolic process; catecholamine catabolic process
Molecular function (GO): catechol O-methyltransferase activity
Source: RefSeq, a predicted model, not a curated record